Messenger RNA from Trypanosoma cruzi, 639 nucleotides. Its product is annotated as RNA-binding protein, putative. Lineage: Eukaryota; Euglenozoa; Kinetoplastea; Trypanosomatida; Trypanosomatidae. Gene Ontology annotation, molecular function: mRNA 3'-UTR binding; poly(A) binding; poly(U) RNA binding. The coding region runs from base 1 to 639 and encodes 212 amino acids. The transcript has a single exon. Gene Ontology annotation, cellular component: nucleus; ribonucleoprotein complex; cytosol. The record is from RefSeq and is a predicted model, not a curated record.
AUGCAUUUUCAAAACUUGUUUGUGGCGAAACUUCCCCGCAACCUGAACGAUUCGGACUUGGAGCAAAUCUUUGCGGAGUAUCGUCCUGUCAGCGCAAAGGUGAUGUUGGAUGCCUCUACAGGGAGGAGUAAAGGCUUUGGUUUUGUGCUCUUUAGAACCGAAGAAGAAGGGAAGAGGGUGUACGAGGGGAUGAAUAACCGUGAUGUGAUGAUUUACGGUCGUCAUUUUAAACUCUAUGUGUACCCCUCACAGCAUAGUGGAAGGGCCGCUGUCUCUCCAUCUAAUGCUCUGUACAUUCGCAACAUUCCCAUCACGGUUCCGCAGGCGCAGGUGGAGAGGUUUUUAUCGACCUUUGGCACCUUGGCUUUCUGCGCCAUGCGUGAGGACCAUUACGGUAACCCUGUAUGGGUUGUCUACGCCGAGUACGACUGCCUUGGCUGUUCCAAGAAUGCCCUCCAGAGGCUGCACGGCAGUUCAGAACACUUUUAUGGUCCUCCAGUGAUGGUCAAGUACGCUGACACGGAUGAAGCCAAACAAGAGCGUCGCCGCCGCCGCGAACAGGGUCAGUUGGCCCCGGCCCCGGUCCCCCGAAGCGCGUGCCCGUUCAUCCCAUUAAGUUAUUGGCGCCUAGGCCGAUGA